Meriones unguiculatus (Mongolian gerbil) is the source of this 2216-nucleotide messenger RNA. It is a transcript of the gene Dnd1, whose product is annotated as DND microRNA-mediated repression inhibitor 1. Gene Ontology annotation, cellular component: cytoplasm; nucleus. The record is from RefSeq and is a predicted model, not a curated record. Gene Ontology annotation, biological process: negative regulation of miRNA-mediated gene silencing; mRNA stabilization; germ cell development. Gene Ontology annotation, molecular function: mRNA binding. The transcript has 2 exons. Lineage: Eukaryota; Metazoa; Chordata; Mammalia; Rodentia; Muridae.
CUAGUUCUGCUAAAAAUUGAAGAACGCCCUGUAAGGUUCUUCGCCCUGUUAGGAUGUUCUUGCACCCGGGGUCCACCCUGGCGGGGACUCCCGCCCCUCUAGUGAUGGAGCUCCUCCCACCCACGAUCCUAAGAGAAGUUCGAGAUUUCCAAGGGCUCGCGCACGUGCAAUGGAGGCGGGGUCGUACUCAGAGCCAAUGAGAGCCUGAGGGGGCGUGGAGGGCAGGGAAUCUUCCAGAGGCAGAAGCCCACGGAAGUUCUAAAGAGGGUCUGGCAGACCUCAGAGAGAGAUGCAGUCUAAACGAGAGUGUGAGGUAAGUAAAAGAAGACAUAAGGAGGCCUUGGGCUCCACCUUGCAAAAGGGGGCAGUUACAGUAACCCCAACACCUUUGGUGAGGUGGGACGGGCCGGUGAUGCACAAUUCCAACCUACCUCUUUCCCCCAGCAAUGGUGUGAGAGGGUGAAUCCAGAGAACAAGGCAGCCCUGGAGGCGUGGGUAAGGGAGACUGGCAUCCGCCUGGUGCAGGUCAACGGGCAAAGGAAGUAUGGCGGGCCGCCCCCAGGUACGGUAGCCCCAGCCCCUGUGUCAGUACACCAGCCUGGGCCACUCUUUGGGGAAAGGCCCUGUCCUAAGGCUCCAAGGUCAGAAAACCCCAACUACCAGACAUACUCUACUAGAUGUGUCUAUUUGUCCGGCUCCCCCUCCACUCUCCCCGUCGAGAAAGGUACACUCAGCGCCAGCCCAUCAGUUUACCCGGUGCAGUCGCCCAGCUAUGCUAACGACCGGGAGGCGAUGGGUGUCCAUAUUUACAAAUGGUCUCCCUCCUUCCCCCACACCCCAGCUUUUUCCUGUAGCUUAGAAAUAGAAACAUUGCUGUGGACAACAGCACUCCUCCAUAUCCUCUCCCUCCAGGCUGGGUGGGCAGCCCACCACCGUCGGGGUCCGAGGUGUUUAUCGGACGGCUGCCGCAGGACGUGUACGAACACCAGCUAAUCCCACUCUUUCAGCGCGUGGGGCGCCUCUAUGAGUUCCGCCUGAUGAUGACCUUUAGUGGUCUAAACCGCGGCUUUGCCUAUGCGCGCUACAGCUCGAGGCGCGGUGCUCAGGCCGCCAUUGCUACGCUGCACAACCACCAGCUGCGUCCUUCUUGCCAGCUCCUGGUGUGCCGUAGCACCGAGAAGUGCGAGCUGACGGUAGACGGGCUGCCUGCGAGCUUGACCCGCCGUGCGCUACUGCUCGCCCUGCAACCGCUGGGGCCCUGCCUGCAGGAGAUACUGCUGCUCCCCAGCCCCGGUUCUGCACCCUCCCAGAUUGCGCUGCUCAAGUUCAGCACGCACCGAGCCGCUGCCAUGGCCAAAAAGGCCCUGGUAGAAGGGCAGUCACGCCUCUGUGGAGAACAGGUGGCUGUGGAGUGGCUAAAGCCAGACCUGAAGCAGCACUUCCGCCAGCAGCUUGCAGGUCCCUCACUGCGGUUCCUACGGCCGGAUGGCAGCCAGCUAACCCAGACCAGGGACAAGCUAGGGUCUCAAGGGGCUCGGGCUGCUCUGCAGCUGCUGUGUCAACGAAUGAAGCUGGGCAGUCCAGUGUUCCUUACAAAGUGUUUAGGAACGGGGCCUGCUGGCUGGCAUCGCUUUUGGUACCAGGUUGUGAUCCCUGGGCAUCCGGUGCCUUUCAGUGGCCUCAUUUGGGUUGUCCUGGCCUCUGAGUGGCAGGAUGGGCAUGAGGUGGCCAAGGAUGCUGUGUCUGCACAGCUGCUGGAGACACUGAGUGAGUCUUGGGCCAGCUUGUGGUCUCCUGGGGCUGAAACAGGUACUCUGGUUAAGCAGUGACCCCUCCCCCCUUUUCUCUACUGGCACCCUAAAUGGGUAGGCAGAGCCUGUGCCAAUCCCCAGCCCAGCAGGCCUGGGCAGCCACAACUUGAUCCCAGAGAGAUAGGGGCCUGGUGACAGCUUUCCUGCUGUCACACCUAUGUGCUACUUUAGUUGUGAGGAACCUUGCCCGCCCCCACUGAGCCCGGGAUCUGAUUUGACUUCAAUUCCCAGCUUGACAAAUACUCGCCAUACCCAUCUAAGAGGUUACUAUGAAUCCUUGUUUUUAUUUGAAGAACUGGCUGAGCAAAAGGGCCAUUCCCCCCACCCCUUGUCACUGGUUUGGUCUUAAUAUGGUUUUUGUUUUUCUAUACUGGUUUUAUUUAUAUUAAAGUCCUUGUUGGUAUA